UACGAUUAUAAUCAUCAUGACGAUUUGUUUGAGGCAGAGGAAGAAUCGCUGGAGACACUUUUUAAAAGUGAACCAAUGGACGGUGUCCAAGGAGAAGGUUCUAUGGCAGGACAGACCAUCACGCUUCCUGGCGACCCACCAUCUAUUUCAGAUCACUACAAUGUGGGUAUCACGGAUGCCGCCGAAGGCCCUGCAUUUAAUCAAAUGGAUCCUAAUGGUGAACAAAAAUCAGAACACACUGGUAAUCAACCUGUGUCCGUAGUCGGCGAGCAGCGACUGUUGAGUUCAAAUAUGCAACGAAGUUCCCAAAAGGAUACCGCCACUGCAGAGUUCUCAGUGUCUACAAUGCAGAGCCCAAAAGUUACUGGUACUGUGUCUCGAAACAAGCAUAAACACCAGUGCCCUCAUUGCCCCGCCACGUAUCCAAACACAUUCAAGCUGAAGACUCACAUCCGGACUCACACCGGCGAAAAGCCAUUCGUGUGUAAAGUCUGUAGCAAAACGUUCCAAGCGCAACGUUACCUGUACGACCAUAUGCAAAUUCACAACAAGGACCAUCAGUGUCCUCAUUGCCCUCGCAAAUUCGCACGGCAAUCCUAUCUUAAGGAACACAUUCGGAUUCACACCGGCGAAAAGCCAUUAACGUGUAAAUUUUGUAGGAAAACGUUCCGUACGACAAGCAGCCUGCGCACCCACAUGUUGACUCACACCGGCGAAGAGCCAUUCAUGUGUAAAGUCUGUAGCAAAACGUUCCAGGCGAAACUCUACCUGCGAAACCACAUGCUUAUUCACAACAAGGACCAAAAUCAAUGUGCUCAAUGUCCUGCCCAAUUCGCAACGCAAGGUCAACUUAAGGAUCACAUUCGGACUCACACCGGCGAAAAGCCGUUCAUAUGUAAAGUCUGUAACAAAACCUUCCAUGCGGCACGCAUCCUAUACGCCCAUACGAAACUUCACAAGCGCCAAGCUCUUCAUCAGUGCCCUCAUUGCCCUCAUAAAUUCGCACUACAAAGCAAGCUGGAGAAGCACAUUCGGACUCACACCUGCGAUUAGGCGAAUAGUAAUUCCGAUCUGAAGUUUGUCGUUAAGGGUUUCAUGCGAAAGCCUUUCUGCAUAAACCGUUGAACCGAUUCACAACAAGGAUAGGAACUUGUCAGAACGACAGAAUUCUGAAAGUCACAAACAGAAACAACUUAAAUGUAAAACAAAAUAUUUUAAUAAGUCUAUUGGAAAGUCCUGAUAACAGAACAAGUUCGUUAAGAAGGAACAUGAUAGUUGUGAUGAACAGGAUGAAUAGAACGCAGUUUAAAUAACGAUCAUCCAUUAACAUAUCUUGAUUUUAAGCUUUCUUAAGGCAACAAUUAGAUACUGCUUCGUUUAAUGCGUAUCCUUUGGUGAAGUUAGACUUUCUUUGAAUUCUUUGUUGAACAAUGAAAUAAACUAUCUAUAUAUAAUAUAUCGCUGGCUGGCGAACGGCU
Anopheles bellator is the source of this 1478-nucleotide messenger RNA. Its product is annotated as gastrula zinc finger protein XlCGF7.1-like. The transcript has 2 exons. Gene Ontology annotation, biological process: regulation of transcription by RNA polymerase II. Gene Ontology annotation, cellular component: nucleus. Gene Ontology annotation, molecular function: DNA-binding transcription activator activity, RNA polymerase II-specific; RNA polymerase II cis-regulatory region sequence-specific DNA binding. The record is from RefSeq and is a predicted model, not a curated record. Bases 76 to 1053 code for a protein of 325 amino acids. NCBI's taxonomy places the organism in Eukaryota, Metazoa, Arthropoda, Insecta, Diptera, Culicidae.